AUGAAAGCUGAAAGAGCUAAUUUUAGUGAUUUGUCAAAGAAUCUUGUUCGUUCCGUGUCAUCGUUGGCAUUCCACAACUUGCGCUCUUUGGUCAAUCUAUCUUUGGCUAAGAACGAAAUCUCCAGACUUGAAGAUGGUGUAUUUUUUGGUUGUGGUUCAUUGGCUUUGCUCAACAUCUCAAGAAAUCAUGUUCGUGCGAUUUCGGAUGAAUGGCUUUUCGGGCUGACUGGCCUUCAUCAGUUGUGA
This is a messenger RNA of Cylicostephanus goldi, 246 nucleotides long. The record is from the annotation of a GenBank genome assembly. NCBI's taxonomy places the organism in Eukaryota, Metazoa, Nematoda, Chromadorea, Rhabditida, Strongylidae.